Messenger RNA from Aspergillus niger, 1455 nucleotides. RefSeq lists its product as uncharacterized. Gene Ontology annotation, biological process: glucan catabolic process. Gene Ontology annotation, molecular function: hydrolase activity, hydrolyzing O-glycosyl compounds. Bases 1 to 1455 code for a protein of 484 amino acids. Lineage: Eukaryota; Fungi; Ascomycota; Eurotiomycetes; Eurotiales; Aspergillaceae. The transcript has 3 exons. The record is from RefSeq and is a predicted model, not a curated record.
AUGUCUUACAGAAAUCUAUCAAGUAUAGAUGUCUCCGAUAGGGCGAACCUCCCCGAUUACGAGUUACACAAUGUCCCUGUCGCACCGCCGUAUACAGCCACUGCAUCGGCUCCCGUAGCUGCAGGAGCAGGAGCAGGAGCAGCAGAAGCAGCACAGAAAGCCGGUGUUGCAAAGGGCGCCGGAGGACCGUGGUAUGACCCGCGCUCAUGGUCACUGUUAACGAAGUUGCUCGUCGCCGGAGGUGUUGUGGUUGUCAUCGUUGCGCUUGUUGUGGGAAUCUACGAGGGCACGAAAUCAUCUUCAUAUCCGGACUACACUGCACUGAGCUAUAAGCUCGCAGAUACAUACUCGGGCUCUUCAUUCUUUGACGAGUUCGAAUACUACACAGCCGCCGAUACGACAGACGGAUUUGUAGACUACGUCGACAGCUCCACCGCCUCAGAAAUGAACCUAACCUACGCAUCCAGCUCCCGCGCCGUCCUGCGCGUGGACACCGACACCUCAAACCAAACCAGCGGCCGCAAAUCCGUGCGCAUCACCUCCAAGAAAACCUACAACGAUGGGCUCUUCAUCUUCGACAUCACCCACACGCCCUACGGCUGCGCCACCUGGCCCGCCCUCUGGCUCACAGACCCUAGUAACUGGCCCGAACACGGCGAAAUCGACGUCCUGGAGUCCAACAAUAAAGCCACCCACGGCAACGCCAUGACAUUACACACCUCAAGCGGAUGCAAAAUGAACGUGAAGCGCAAAGAAACCGGCACAGCCAAAUACACCAACUGCCUCAACACCGCAAACGACAACGCCGGCUGCAGCGUAACAGGUGCAAAGGCAACAUAUGGCGAGAAAUUCAACAGCAAUGGUGGCGGCGUCUACGCCAUGGAACUCCGCCCCGCCGGCAUCCGCGUAUGGAUGUUCACCCGCGACUCCAUCCCCAGCGACAUCUCCAACUCGAGCAGCACGCCCGACCCAUCGACCUGGGGCGAAGCACUCGCCGACUUCCCCAACACGAACUGCGACAUCUCGUCGCAUUUCAAGAACCAGAGUAUUAUCGUUAACAUCGAUAUCUGUGGUGAUCUUGCGGGCGCGAGCACCUACUACACCGAUCUGUAUGAUUGUCCGUCGACGUGCACGAAAUGGGCCGCGGAGAAUGGGGCCAACUUCACGAAUGCGUAUUGGGAGUUUAAGAGCUUUAAGGUUUAUCAGACGAGUUCGAGUAGUAAUAGUUCUUCGUCGGCGAGUGCGACGGCGUCGUCGUCUACGGCGGUGGGGUAUGGGGCUUCGGCUGCUUCUACUACGACGACGACGGCGGCGGAUGGGGCGGGGAGUACGACGGGUCAGGGAGGGGGGAGUCAAAGUGGGCAACAGGGACAGAGUGGGCAGCAGGAGGGACAGCAGGGGGGAAGUAGUAGUAGUAGUCAAGAGAAAGAGCAGGGUGGGCAGGGUGGGUAUUGA